Messenger RNA from Larimichthys crocea (large yellow croaker), 1823 nucleotides. It is a transcript of the gene pou1f1, whose product is annotated as POU class 1 homeobox 1. The record is from RefSeq and is a predicted model, not a curated record. Gene Ontology annotation, biological process: regulation of transcription by RNA polymerase II. The transcript has 8 exons. Bases 600 to 1727 code for a protein of 375 amino acids. Lineage: Eukaryota; Metazoa; Chordata; Actinopteri; Sciaenidae. Gene Ontology annotation, molecular function: DNA-binding transcription factor activity, RNA polymerase II-specific; RNA polymerase II cis-regulatory region sequence-specific DNA binding.
UUAAUGAGCAGUCUGAAUGUUCACUUUACUUUCCCAUUGCGACUACAACACAACCCUGUAAUCAGGGAGAGAGACGGGCAGAUAGCGAGAGGGGGAAGAGGAGAGGAGGGGAUCGGGUUUCUCAGACGCUCUGUACCCUAAUCCUGGAUUUGGAAACGGGAUGAGGAGAACGCAGAGUCUUGACUAAGGAUGAAGAUGUGCCUAAAACUGUGAAGAGUUCUGGCUGGUGCAGACAAAAAAAAAAAAAGGUAACCUAUCACAGUUUUUUACCUGUAUAUUCCUGAGUGACUUAAGUGAGAACUAUGUUUGACUGAGCCAGAGAGAAAAGAAGAUGAUAUAAGAGGAUAAGAGGUGACAGAGGACAAGACGCAGCAAGAUAAAAGACCAGACAGAACAAGAGAAGGCAAGACAAAGUAAAACAAAACAAAACAAGACACGACAAAGGAAGGCAAAGAAACAGAUUUCAAGAAGACAAGACACAGGACAAGGAUCCAGAUCCAAACAAAGCAACACAGGAGAGCAAGCCCAAGAAUCGAAAAGCAAUUAAGGGAUCACCUGAAAUUUACCAUUGGGACCAUUCAAAAAGAGCCCAGGGAAGAAUGGCAUGCCAGGCAUUCAGUACCGACUCUUUCACCCCACUUGCGGUAGACUCACCCUUGCCAAUCCUUAUGCACCAUGCCUCUACCACUGACUGCCUGCCAACCACCUCCCAUGCUCACAGUAUGGUUUCUCCGGUAUCAUCUGGGCUGUCCCUGGGCCAGUCCUCCAAGCGCUCCCACAUGCAUCUAUCCACCUCAUCCCUGGGCAACGCCCUUGGCAAUGGCCCGCCGAGUCUACAUUACCCAGUCACCCCCUGUCACUACAGCAACCAGCAAGCUACGUAUGGCAUGAUGGCAGCUCAGGAGAUGCUCUCUGCCAGUAUUUCACAGACUCGUAUCCUGCAGACAUGUGGUGUUCCUCACCCUAACAUGGUGAGCGGUGCAAACCCAUUGCAAGGGUCUCUCACUCCUUGCUUGUACAAGUUUCCAGAUCACGGUCUAAGUAGUGGUUCCUGUGCAUUAAGCCAUGGUUUCUCCUCACUACCCUCUGCCUUCCUUACAACUGAUGAGGCCCCUGGGGGCCCCGGUGUUGGAGAAAUGAAAACCGACGCCCAAAGAAAGAGCAUAGGGGACCCAGAUGAUGCCCCUGCUAUGGACUCCCCACAGAUACGAGAGCUGGAGAUGUUUGCCAAUGAUUUUAAAAUACGAAGGAUCAAACUUGGCUACACGCAAACGAAUGUAGGCGAGGCUCUCGCCGCAGUGCACGGCUCAGAGUUCAGCCAGACCACGAUCUGCCGCUUUGAAAAUCUGCAGCUGAGCUUUAAGAACGCCUGCAAGCUCAAGGCCAUCCUCGCUAAGUGGCUUGAUGAAGCAGAGCUGGCUGGAGCCUUGUACAAUGAUAAAAUGGGAAUGAAUGAGCGGAAGAGGAAAAGGAGAACAACUAUUAGUCUAGGAGCUAAGGAGGCUCUGGAACACAGCUUUGUAGAAAAAACUAAGCCAUCCUCCCAGGAAAUAGCCCGAAUAGCCAAAGGCCUCCAUCUGGAGAAGGAGGUUGUCAGAGUGUGGUUCUGCAACAGACGCCAAAGAGAGAAACGAGUCAAAACCAGCCUCAACCUCAGCACCUGUUUGUCCAAAAUCAGUCCAAACUGCAUUGCACAGAUGAGCAAACCACAGAGACCACUGACGUAAUUGUAAGGGUCAGCAAGAGAGCAUCCAUUCACCUCUAGCCUGAUUGAGGCUCUUUCAUGACUACAGCCAGUGAAAAUGUAUUAUUCUUUUCUUUUU